This is a messenger RNA of Loxodonta africana (African savanna elephant), 1016 nucleotides long. Its product is annotated as transmembrane epididymal protein 1A-like. The coding region runs from base 144 to 1016 and encodes 290 amino acids. The transcript has a single exon. Lineage: Eukaryota; Metazoa; Chordata; Mammalia; Proboscidea; Elephantidae. The record is from RefSeq and is a predicted model, not a curated record.
AGGUAUGCCUUGUAUGGAAAGGGCUGACCAGGGGAUCUCCACACGGCUCAGGAGCAGCUGCUUUUGCUUGUGAGGACAGCCUCAGAGGUUGCUGCUCAUCACCAGCUCUCCUUGUUGACCCCAACAACACAUCGAGCUCAGUCAUGGGCACCCUCCUGGGACAUCUGAUGCCAGGAAUGUUCUUCCUCUUCUAUUCACUCUACUAUUCAGUGCUGGUGUCCCUGGCCCUGCUACGGGAACAGAGGCUUCUCAAACUCCCUCUGCCCCCAAGAGAGAAGCGAAGGCAGAGGUGGUGGCAGCUUGUGCCUCUGGAAGGGGUGGUGAAGGUGGUCAUCACCACAACUGGCAUCGUAGCUGAGUUCUUCUAUCCUCCGGGGGUAAACCGGCUGAUGAUGGUCGACUGGGAGGACCCCCAGCGGCCGUUCCUGUUCAAGGACAACUGGCAACACAUCACCAUGUAUGGAUUCUUUCUGUUCAGUGGCGUGGUGGACAUUGUGAGCCAGUCAUGUCAGGCACGGCAGAAGAUGAAGCUCGAGAGAGCAGUCGAGGCCCUGGCCUUCCAUGUGCUGGUGCUGCUGAUGGCCACCCACAUUGAGAACAAAAGCGCCCUGGAGAUCCGAGUGCACGUCCUAUUUAUGGUGCCUACCUUCCUGGUGGCCCUGGUGCUUACCAUUGAGAUCUGGGUCCCUGACCAGCCCCCACUCUGGGUGCUCAAAACCUGGAUGGGGCUGGUGCUCAGCAACUGGAUGCUGCAACUCUGUGUCAUAAUGUAUGCCCCUCCCUCCGGACAGCCUUGGCGUGCAGACAGCCCCAUGGACCUCGCCUUCCUCACCAUCUUCUUCUGCUGGCACCUGGCCUUAGGGGCUGCUGUGCUGGCUGCGGUCUAUGCCCUCUGCAGCCUCUGGCACCGCCGCGGCUCCUCCUGCAUAGAGGUCCCGUGUACCAGGUACCAGCCAUGCCCCACGGACCCCAGCAAUGAAGACCUAGAGAAGCUCAGGGCAGAGGCUAUGCUGUAG